Molecule: messenger RNA, 631 nt
Organism: Erigeron canadensis
Lineage: Eukaryota; Viridiplantae; Streptophyta; Magnoliopsida; Asterales; Asteraceae
Exons: 4
Coding region: 137-481 (114 amino acids)
Source: RefSeq, a predicted model, not a curated record
GUCCGCUCGGGAGCAUUUCAUUUUAGACCCAAAACCUCUAUUUUAAUUCUUAUUUUUUCACUGUGCGUUGCUGCCUCCCUCCCUCCCUCGAUCUAUCAUUUCAUUUCUGAAGUGAAAACGGUUGAAGACACUUACCAUGGCAAUAAGACAGAUGGCUAGAGCGGUAUAUCGCAGAUUCUCAUCUGGUGGCAAAGUUCUUGGUGAAGAGGAGAAGGCUGCAGAGAAUGUUUACAUCAAGAAAAUUGAGAAAGAAAAAUUGGAGAAGCUCGCACACAAGGGCCCUAAACCCGAAGAAACAACAGCAGCGGAUGUGGGUGGAUCAGCAGCUGAAGCAAAAGCAAGUGAGCCCACUUCCACGAAAGGAAUAUCAACAGAUAUCCACAAGAAUUACGCAGUAGUAGCUGGUACUGUAACUGGUCUUAGCGCUCUUGGAUGGUAUCUUUUGUCAAGGGACAAAAAGACCGAGGAGCUUCAAGAUUGAAGAUUCACAGGCAUAUAGGUACUUGCUUUAUGAGUCCCUUCUCUCAAUGGUUUUUGUUGAUGCAAGAUAAGUUAAAACAAAUAAGAAACCAUGAUUUUGUAAUCCAUAUUUGACUGGAUAUGAUAUAUUGAAUGGAUUGUUUAACUGUUA